AUGGCAUCAGAACGCGUCCUCCCCCGAGUCGCCCCUCUUUCUGUUUGGGCAUCGUCACGCCUCAAUUCUCUCCUGCGAAGCGAGACGACAGACAGGUUCAACAGGAUUUUUGACGCUACUUUCGCCCAAGACCUCGAAGUCGUCCUCAACGGGAAGACUCUCACUCGCGACGAGUACAAGAAGGUGUUACUCGGGCAGAGUGGGGCGGGACCCUCGGCAAUCACAGACGUGCAUAUUGAGGGAGAGACGGUAGUCAACCCAAUCACUUCUGAAGAUCGAAUGGGAGGCUUCGUUGGCAUGUUCUACACACUUACGAGCAUCUCCAAACGUUUCUUUGUGCUCGGCGCACCUGCGAGGCACAAAGACGUCUCUACUAUUAACCUGACGUAUGUCCCAACCGUGAAGUCGACGGUGCCUUACCCGGCCACCCGCUUUCGUUACCCCGACCCACGGAGGAUCACUGCAGUCAACCAGAUUCUCCAGCCCAAGACCCUUAUCGUCUCAUUCCCUGGGUCGGUUCUGCCCGCGAACGAGACUUCUGGCUCUGGAAAGGUAGAGCUAGGACCCGUCAAUAUUACGCAGGUGGAGGAGGAACUCAGUGUUUUGGGGAAUAAAUUCAGCACUGCGUCAGUCCCUGAGGCCGACAUUGACGAGGAAUGA
Molecule: messenger RNA, 660 nt
Organism: Pisolithus orientalis
Lineage: Eukaryota; Fungi; Basidiomycota; Agaricomycetes; Boletales; Pisolithaceae
Exons: 3
Coding region: 1-660 (219 amino acids)
Source: RefSeq, a predicted model, not a curated record